GCAAUCAUCAUAUGCAAUUUUUUUUUUAAUGAAACACAAAAUCUGAGACAUUUUUUUUGUCUCUUUUGACUCAUCAUUGCAUGCUCUAUUUCUCACUAAUUUUCAUCUUUUUUUUUCGUUGAAAUUUUAAUCUCACUUUACAACGAGGCCGUAGAAGAUCACCGAAUAAGAUAAAAAUUUUCACAGUUCGGGUCUUUUCAAUUUAUAUACAAGAAGAAGAAGAAGACAUGAAGAUGAUUUCUAUGAACAGACAAAUUUUUUUCGCUGAAUAUAAAAUGUGCGAUUAAAUUAUCAUCAUCAUCACCACCAUCAUCUUGUGAAUCAUAUGGGAAUAAACCUCUCUUUUUUUACAUUUCUCGAUUGAUUCAAUUAGAUUUGUAACAUAUAGCAGACACUUUUUUUUUUGUUUAAAUGGUCAAUCACCAUUACAUUUUAUUUAGUUUUCUCAGUAUUCUCGAAACAGACAUACAAACAUUACAUUUCAUCAAUUGUCUAAUAGUUGUUUGAACUGAUUGAACAAACUAGUGCUUAACCUGUGUGUGUGUGUAAAUCAUGUAAAAUGUGGAAAAUCAACAACAAAAACAUUACCAUCAUUUUGAUCUGUGUAUCUUUGUGGUUGGCUGAAUUAACCGAAAGUAUUGAUCAUGAUCAGAUAGUUGGACAGCAAAAAAAUCAAUAUCGACAAAUAUCCAAUAAAGCAAAAAACCGUUAUCGUAAAUUAUCUAAAUAUCCUGAUCGUAAAAAACAUUAUCCACAUCAAUAUAUGAUACAUAUCCGUUGGGGUAAACCUGGACAAAAUACCGAUUUGAUUAGGAAAGGUGAUGAAAAUUCUCGAUAUCGGAAAUAUGCACAUGAAGAAGAAGAACAUUGGCAUGAUAAAAAAUGGAUCAAUAUUGGCCAAUUACCAUUGUCAAUGGUCAAUGAUAUUGACAGUGGUAACAAUAAAAAAUACAUGGAUGAUGAUGAUGAUGAUGAUCGAUCAAUUUAUCAUGUAGCCGAACGAAAAUUUAACGCAUUACCAGUAUUUGCAAGACCAUUAAACGAUGCAGAUAGUUUACGAGAAAUUGAAAAACAUUUCGCCAUACCAUCAUCAAGUUUUCCAGUAAAUAAGAAUUUUGCCAAAUGGACAAUAGCUCCGAUUAAAUUCAAAAAGACAAAACAAUAAAAAAAAAUAAAUAGUACUUGAACAUUGACGAUGAUAGAUGGCAU
Messenger RNA from Dermatophagoides farinae (American house dust mite), 1209 nucleotides. RefSeq lists its product as uncharacterized. NCBI's taxonomy places the organism in Eukaryota, Metazoa, Arthropoda, Arachnida, Sarcoptiformes, Pyroglyphidae. The record is from RefSeq and is a predicted model, not a curated record.